AACAAUCGACUUGACCUGUUUGACUUUUAUUUCAUUUAACAUGUUCAAGAUAUUCUUCCAUGUUUUGUGGCUGUAAGUUAUAAAGGAGAUUAUAAUGAUUGACAAAUUCUGGAUAGUUCUAAUUGUGAUAAAUAUAAAAUGUGUGAAUGGUAAUGCAAAAUAUGCUCAAGCUUAUCACAUAGAGAGAAAAACCUGGACAGCUGCAUCUGAUGAAUGUGACAGUAAAGAAAUAGAGUUUGACGAAAACGUGUUGAUGAAAACUGACGUGCUGUGGGAUAAGGAAUUCUGGAUUGGCAUGGUCAUUUACCGUGUUACUUCACCAUGGAUUGAAGUUCUUGGUUGCUCUGCGGUGCCAGACGGAGAGGAAGUUAAAAAGAGCCCUUCAAUUGUGUUAUGCCAAAACCAAUGUCAAUCGUAUCAGUUCUUUGGUUACAGUGAGUCAACAGGAAACUGUUUUUGUCAACAUUAUGAAAGUAGCUGGUUCAAUAUAAGUGGUUGCAUAGACAAUAAUGAAUCGAAAUAUUCCUUUAUUUAUAAAGCAUACACUGGGCAUGUUUCUGAUAAUGGCGAUGGGAAAUGUACGACUUUAUUCUGUAGUACAGGUGCCAAUGGAUUGAAAUCAGCUAAUUGUAAUGAUUCUACAGAUUUUGCAAGGACUAGCAGAUGUAAUGAUGGAUCUGAAGGCCAGUGGGCUGACUCGUAUUCAACCAGCAGAAAAAAGUGCCUUGCAAGAUUUCAGCUUUUACUUUCACCUGGAAUGUAUUGCCAGACGAACAAUGCAGUCGAAGGGAUACGUUUCUGGACAAACGUUUUUCGAGCGGAAACCGAAGCUAAGUUCACAAAAGCCGAAGCAGGUACCAAACAACCACUAUACUGUCUAGCAGGCUCAUUUACGGAACAGAAUACAAAAAGAGUGCUUAAUUUGACCAGAAGAGAUUGUUCUGACAAGUUACAUUUUGCGUGCAGAAUUGAUACCUCUUCAACAACAACCGCAAAGCACAGUUUAGUUUCUGUAGAGAUACCAGAGAAAGUUGAAAGCACGAAACUCAUGUCUGCGGUACAAGGUGUCAAGCCUGGUAUCAAUGAUGAGUUUAUUUUUCAUUUAAGUACCACGUUUUGUUUUUGACUUGGUCUUGCUGUUGAAAACUUUUAUUUAUAUGCAAUAUUCAUUUCUAUUCGUAUAUCGAGUAAACUAUGUGUACCAGAAGAAAUAUUUAAUACUCAUUAUCUAGCCAGUACCUUAACGAUAGAAAAAGUAAAAAAUUUCCUGGGUAACAAUGCACACAGACAAAGUGUUGUUUUCAGUCGUUUUCCCUAAAACCCUCCCAGAGCAAUACUUCAUCUAUAUAUCUGAGUGUCACAUUAAAAAACUCGGAAAAUUAGUUUCAUUUUUGAAUUAUAAAUAUCAGAAGUCCUUUAAUAUAUCUAAAACAUGUUCAUAUUAUAUGUAGUUCUGAGUACCAUAUGAAAUUAUUAUUUCCAUGAUAUUAUUUUCUUCAUUAUAUAUAUUGUUAAGAUCAAAAGUUCAGAGUUUACUGUAAAGUCUUCGGUGUAUUUCUUGCUUGAAUCAGAAUGAUUAAUUCCUAAAUACGUAUUUCGGGAUUACAAGCAAGACAUUUGUUUCCAUUAUUAUCAUUAUUUACGAGAAAAAAAACAAUGUAAGCAGAAGAUUAUGUCGAUCUGUCAAUUUAGCAGUUGUAAUAUUCUUGUAGAGUGUAUAAAAUAAAAUGUUUUGAUAUUAUUGUAUAUUAUUACAUUGGUUGCAAUGAAUUACAUUGAUUUCCCAGUUAGAUAAAAACCGAAAAUUCCACAUGUGAAAUAAACGUGGUUAUUUCACUCUCUGACGUCAUACAACAAUAGGCGUUGACAAGACGUCGAUAACGUCGGAUCGAAAUAAAUUGUGAAUGCGUAGAAAAAAUAUAGUUCCUUACAUUUUCUACACUAAAUUCAUAAAAAAGCCACUUGUCAAUGUUAUAAAAAGAAUAACUAAUCAAAGAAUUAAAAUAUCGAAAAAUAUUCAACUCGUGACCGAACAACACUGAUAAUUAACUCAUGCGCUACGCGCAUUCGUGAAUUAAUGUGUUGUUUGGUCACUUGUUGAAUAUUUUUCUCUAUUUUAAUUCUUCGAUUAGUUCUUCUAUAAUUAUUGAAUUAUGAUUUUGUGUAACGAUUUUAUAGAAGAUCUUUCGACAUGAUAACAAACUACAUCUUAUCAAAUCCACCGAUUGUGUAUACCUCAUCACAAUAUUUUUUAUACUAUAUCUGCAGCUGUAAAAAAAAUUGUUCAACGAAAUUAUGGAAGAGGUUAAGAUAAACUGAUAUAUUAGUAGUCUGCGUAUGUACUGUACUCUUAAACGAUUUUUUUGCAUUAUGGUAACAAAAAUAGAUUCAGCACAUGGUAAUCAUCCUUCUGGGUGUUAAUACAUAAGAAGAGACAGACGAAUUUGUGAUUUCAUAAAAACAAAACAAAAACACCUUGUGAUUCAGGUCAAUGAUGAAGAAAAUAUAUACAGAGGCUAAUUGAUAUUUUUACUGUGAAUUCAAAGUUCUUUUGUAAAAAUUUCGAAAUACUAGUAAUGAUUUUGUAUAUCAAAACAAUGAUUGUAAAUAUAUCAACAUUAAACCAUCAAAAGCUAAGAAAUGGCAUAACUCAUACCUAAUUAUUUCAAUAUGGAAUUAACUUAUGCAACUGACUUAAGAUAAGAACAAGGAACUUUCCCAAUGGAAUUUGAAUUUUCUAAACAUCCGGAAUAAAUUCAUAUUGGCUGCAGAUCAGCGUUUGAUAUUUUUGUUUUAAACAGAAUUUGGCGAUUAAGGUUCCUGAGAUAAUCUAUUUAAUAAGAUUUUUUCCCAUUUUGAACAUCUUGCAACCCCAAAAAUAUAGAUCUGCAAUACAACCGUCUUUCUUAAAAUGUUGAGUGAAUGCCAUAUGACACAAAACCAAGAAAUUGCAGAAUAAGGAAGACCCAAACAAUCGUGUAAUCCGUUUUUCAUUUUGCGUUUUACUAUUUCUUUUAUGUAUUUCCAAUUUGAAGAAGAUAAUAGAUGAGCACUAGAUUCAAGGCAAUUAUCUGUCGAUAUAAAACAUUCAUUUAAGGAAUGACUUUAAUAUUUUUUCUGUCUAUGAAAAAAUAACAUCAAAAAUGUGGUGCACACUGAAUAACCCGUUUAAUUACAUUUUAAACCGGCGUAAAUCAUGAAAAAAACGUUGAUGACGUCACGGUCAUAUGACAAAAUUAUGUCUAUGAGAUGAUAAACAAAACACUGUCAGCCAUUCAGAAGACACGUUACAACCAAAAUUAAAUUAUUAACAUAUCAACACAGUACAAUCAAGUUAGAAAAUAAAACUGCAGCAAUAACUGAUAGAACACACCACUAUGUAAACCAAAAGUAAAAACCCCUAAUUUUAUGAACACAUUAUUUUAAACAGAAUAAAGCAUGCGGUGUACAUAUUAUAGUUGCAUAUGAAAUGUUUUAAAAAAUUAUUGAAUUGUAUAACAAUGUUUUUGAUAUUUUCUAAAGGUACAGACUCUUGUACAACUCAAAUCAUAAUUGCCACACAGAAAAUAAAGAAAGAUUCCAGCGGUAGUUUUGAUAUAGGCCCAGUUAUUGGUGGCAUUGUAGCUGCAGUAAUACUUGUAGCUGUUUUGCUUGUGGUGAUUUCAUGCAAAAUAAGGUCAUGUGGAUUUUUCAAAACGACCAGUAUGGAUAAACAAGAAGUUCCAUUUUCAACAGCAGUAUGUGAGCAUUCACAAAAUUUAGAAGUGAGAACAAGUGUGUCAUCGACAUCUAACGAAUCAUAUGGCUUAGCUUCAAUCAAUUCUACCCACACAUAUGCAGUCGUCAACAAAAUAAAAAAAGACGGACUCCAAACAACUGAGCACACUUAUACUGAAACAUCAUACGGUGAAUAUGAUCGAUUAAACGGGGUAUCGAAACGGCGAACAGAUUCAAAGGAAAAUUUAUAUGACAGCAAUGCAGGGAUUCGUAACGAAAAUGAUCCAACUUACGACAGUUCCAACCAUGGAGGAAGAAAGCUUCAAUUUGAUAACGAUGUUUAUGAUCAUACAGACACAGUAUCAACAGACUUAAGUGACUACGGUUAUUCGUCAACUCUCAAAUCAGAAAAUAGAUAUGCACUUGGUGUAUACGAUAAAGCAGUCUAGCGGCAACAGUUUAUUUCCUGAGAAGGGUUACUGGUAAUGCAAUACUGUGGAAUGUGAGCACAAUAAUAUAUUUGAUAUUAUAGAUUUGUUUGUAACCCCAAUUUCAUGAAGUGUCUGAUGUAGGAAUUUUAUAUCUAAUCCAGGUUAAUUGCGCUCUUUUCAUUAAAUAGUCAUCAACCUUACAGUCACCUUAAAUAUUUCAUCAUCAUCAUAACUAUUUUAAAGAAAUUCAGAUAAAAAAUAGAAAAGUGAAUAUUUUCAUUUUUUUAAGUUAUUUGUAGAUAAAUGAUAUAAAUCAUG
Mytilus californianus (California mussel) is the source of this 4466-nucleotide messenger RNA. RefSeq lists its product as uncharacterized. The transcript has 10 exons. Bases 95 to 1126 code for a protein of 343 amino acids. The record is from RefSeq and is a predicted model, not a curated record. Lineage: Eukaryota; Metazoa; Mollusca; Bivalvia; Mytilida; Mytilidae.